This is a messenger RNA of Akanthomyces muscarius, 1824 nucleotides long. RefSeq lists its product as uncharacterized. Gene Ontology annotation, molecular function: oxidoreductase activity, acting on paired donors, with incorporation or reduction of molecular oxygen; iron ion binding; monooxygenase activity. The transcript is spliced from 2 exons. Lineage: Eukaryota; Fungi; Ascomycota; Sordariomycetes; Hypocreales; Cordycipitaceae. Bases 1 to 1824 code for a protein of 607 amino acids. The record is from RefSeq and is a predicted model, not a curated record.
AUGUCUCUCCACCACAUCGCCAGCCUUGUGGGAGCCUCAUCGUCCAAUACCACCACCACCUACCAAACCCUCUCCAUCAUCCUCCUCCUCCUCACCCUCGCCCUCUACGCCCUGCGCCAAUGGCUUCUUCCCCGGCCCAUCCCCGGCAUCCCGCACAAUGCCACCGCCACGCGCUCCCUCCUCGGCGACAUCAUGGCCAUCCAGGCCGAGAUGCCCGACAACAUCAGCGAAUGGGUCGUGCGCCAGAGCGACCGCCACCGCUCGCCCAUCUACCAGGUCUUCCUCGUGCCCUUUGCGCGACCCUUUGUCGUCGUCUCCGACUUUCGCGAGGCGCAGGACAUUCUCGUCCGCCGCGCGCACGAGUUUGACCGCUCCGACCUCGCCAUCGCGCUGCUCCGCGGCGAGAUGCCCAACUUCCACGCCUGCCUCAAGACGGGCCCCGUGUGGACGGCCCACCGCCGUCUGCUGCAGGACAUUAUGUCGCCGGAAUUCCUUCACGGCGUCGCCGCGCCCAACAUGUACAGGGGCGCAUGUCGCUUGUUGGAGCUGUGGCGCAUCAAGUGUGCCAUUGCCGGCGAGGGACGGCCCUUUGCGGCGAAUCACGACUUGAGCUACGCGACGUUUGACGCCAUCUACGACUUUGGCUACGGCGAGGGCACGGAGGAGCGCGCGCUGGUCGAGCAGCUGAAGCUCUUCCACGGUCUAGACGAAGAGGCGCGCAGCGAGCUGCGAAACGGUGCCGCCCCGGAGGAGCCCGUCGAGUUUCCGCAGGCGCCGCUCGCGCCGGCCAUGGACGCCGUGCUGCGCACCACGGAAAACGUCACAAAGGUCGCCGUGACGGGCUUCCCGGACAUUGCCUGGCGCGUGCUGUCCUGGUUCCCGCGCGUGCGCCGCCUGCGCAGGCUCAAGGACCAGUUCAUCCAGGGCCAGGUCGACAAGGCCGUGGAUCGGGUGGCUGCCGCCGACAGCUCGAGCGACACAGGCGGCUACUCCAAGCUUAAGUGCGCCCUGGACCUGAUUAUCCUGCGCGAGCGUGCACUGGCCGCAAAGGAGAACCGCGAGCCCGUGUACUGGUCCGACUCGAUCAAAGAUGAAAUGUUCGGCUUCGUCACCGGCGGUCACGAAACCUCGUCCAACGUCCUCGCCUGGGGCGUCAAGUUCCUCGCCGACCACCCAUCGCAGCAGUCUGUCCUGCGCGCGCGCCUCCGCGCCGCGCACCCGUCCGCCGUCGCCGCAGGCCGCUUCCCCACGCACGAGGAGAUCACCGCGCUCCAGAUCCCGCUGCUCCUCGCCACCAUCGAGGAGAUCCUGCGCCUCGCCCACGCCGCCGCCAUGACGGACCGCCAGUGCACCGCCGACACCGUCGUCCUCGGGCACCCCAUCCCCAAGGGCACCACCGUCGUCCUCGUCAACAAGGGACCGGGGUACACGUCCCCGAACCUGCCCAUCCCUGAGCACCUGCGCAGCGAGACCUCCCAGAAAGCCGCUGCGGCGGCUGGGGGCAGGGACGACGGCGCGGGCUACUACCGCAUGCGCGACGAGGACGGCAUGGGCGCGUUUGACCCCCGGCGGUGGCUGGUCACGAACCCAGAGACCGGGGCGGAGGAGUUCGACGCCACGGCGUACCCGAGCAUCCCGUUUGGCCUCGGCCAGCGCGGGUGUUUUGGGAGGAGGAUGGUGUACGUCCAGUUCAAGCAGCUGCUCACGCUGCUGGUGUGGCAGUUUGAGUUUUUGCCGUGCCCGGAGAAGCUGUCCGGGUACGACGCCGUGCAGGUCCUGACUAACAAGCCCCGGCAGUGCUACGUUGCGCUCAAGGAGCUAUAG